AUGGCUGCCCUUCUAUCACCGUUGUAUCGUCUCUACGAUCUCCUCCAAGGCUUGAGGGGAACAAAUAGCACCUUCCUUACCGAGCAACACGUCCCCGGCACCGAUCUGACAGGGAAAUGGAUAAUCAUAUCCGGUUCCAAUAAUGGCGUUGGAUUUGAAGCUGCCAAAUCCUUCGCAGCAUGGGGUGCGAAUCUAAUUCUCGCCUGCCGUGAGCCGCCUGCGUGGGAGCUGCAUCCUACAGCCGCCCUCAAGGAAUGCAAGGACAUCGCCGAGGCGCACGGUCAUUCAUCCACGAUCGAAUGGUGGGAGAUUGACAUGGCCGAUCUCAACAGCAUCGAGAUUUUCUGUCGAAGAUGGUUGGAAACUGAUCGCGCUUUGGAUAUCCUCUGUAACAAUGCUGGCCUUGCGUCUUCCGCACACAAUGACUUGACGAUGACGACGGAUGGGUUCCAGCUGGUUCACCAGGUCAACUUUUUGUCUCAUGUUCUACUGACUCUCCGACUCCUUCCGUCUCUAGCUCGCAGCUCGCAGCCUCGCAUAAUCUGCUCAACUUCAUGCUUACACCACCUCGGCUACUUUGAUCUGGAGCACUUCAACGGCGGCCCAGAGAUGAGCGGCAAUCCCUAUGCGAAUAACAAGCUCUAUUUCCAGAUUUGGGUUGCAGAGCUGCAAUCUCGGCUCCUCAAGCAUCCCGAGUACCUCCACAUCACGAUCAACGGCCUUCACCCCGGUUUCGUUGCCUCGGGUAUCUGGAAAAACCUCGAGAGUAUACUUGGGUCUGGUCCUCGCUCAGUUCUGGAUUUCCUCUUACACUAUGUUGCCAUCAAUUCACAGCAGGGUAGCUUGGCUAUUACCCAUGCGGCUACUAGUCCUGAGUUUGGGCCGGAUCCUAAGAAGCAGGGUGUGGGCGCGGAGAACGGUAGAGGCGGGGGACUGUAUAUCAAUCGUAUUUGGGAAGCGUCGCAGCAGUGGCAUUGUAAUGACCCUGAUUCUAGGUCAAAACUAUGGGUCAAGCUAGACGAGGAGCUUCAUUUGGAAGAGAAAGGUCUUUUGGAUAUUCUGGGCCGCUGA
This is a messenger RNA of Penicillium atrosanguineum, 1071 nucleotides long. RefSeq names its product Calcium-transporting ATPase 1. The transcript is spliced from 2 exons. NCBI's taxonomy places the organism in Eukaryota, Fungi, Ascomycota, Eurotiomycetes, Eurotiales, Aspergillaceae. The coding region runs from base 1 to 1071 and encodes 356 amino acids. The record is from RefSeq and is a predicted model, not a curated record.